Molecule: messenger RNA, 650 nt
Organism: Drosophila subpulchrella
Lineage: Eukaryota; Metazoa; Arthropoda; Insecta; Diptera; Drosophilidae
Exons: 2
Coding region: 290-643 (117 amino acids)
Source: RefSeq, a predicted model, not a curated record
CUAGCGAGUAAAUUUUGAUGAACGCCGUUAGCCGCGACCCAAAGAUUAAAAUAUGUAUUCUUCGGCGGUGUUCGUGCAAAAGCGGUGCCAAAGCUAAAAAUUAAUAAUGGCAGGAAAACUCCAAAAUCGCCUGCAGGAGGUCAGUGUAGAUGAAAAGGGACGCCUAAUCCAAGCUGUUACCCAUUAAUGUGAGACUUCACCGACAGACAGCAAUAGCACAAUGGGGUAAAUCCGCAGAAUAGUAGAAGUGCUGGAUGAGAUCCAAUAGAAAAUCCCAGAGGGAAGGAACAUGACGACUGGGACAUCGCCCCAUACAUCGACAUCCUGCCGGACGUAUCGUCGCAGAGAAAGAAGAACCACCGGAACGAUCUCCGAUGAGCUCUCCACUGGGGGACCACAGGACUCUACCUCCACCAGCUAUUUGGCAGCUAAAGCGGAGAUGGAGGAUGCGCUGGCUUCUAUAGGGAGGAGGAAAAAAAAGGCGCCCGCUAAGGGACAGCUGGAGAAGCCAUUGCCAGGAUGCUGGGCGACUUCCUGCAGCAUCAGGCGGAACAACCACGUUCCCAGCCCAACUCCGACUUCCUUUAGGUCCAAUAUGCUAUCGGCAUUCGGAGCUGGACUGCAGAUGGCGAGGCAUCCGUGAGACGAGA